CAAUCCUCCUCUACCAGCUCAUGUAAUUUACCCCUUUCCAACCAAAGAUAGGGGCUUUCAUGAACAAUUUCAUCAAUUAAGAAAAUUACUUUUUGUUCUCUUAUAUGUUCCUGAUUUUUAAUUGUCUGUGCUGUGUUGGGGUAUCCUGUUGUGUGUGUUGCGAAUGGGAGAAGAUGCUAAUUGAUGAGGGUAGAUAGGUGGUGUGUGACGGUUGAUGAAGGUGAAGGUUCACUGGGUUGGUGAAGCAGUGAGAAAUAGGUGUUGAUGGACUUGAGUUGCUACUUAUUAAUAAUAUGCAGAGUGCAAAUGGACUUGGCCUAGAAGCAACUAGGGCCAAACCACAAUAAAUUUCCCCAGUGACACCAUCCCAAAAUGUGUAAAUAUCCUAAUCAUUCUCUCAGCAUAUUGCUGUUCAUGAAGGAAGAAAAAAUGUUGCACAUGUGAUUAUGAGUUUAACUGGAACCUUCUUUCAUGUUUGAAACAUGGGUGUUGCUUUGGUACCCUUUUAAACGGGUUUGGGUACCCUUUCUCAUGGAGCCAAUGAAGAGAUACCAUAAGUGAAUUGGUCAUCCACGUAGGUGGGGACCCUCUCGUUUUUCAGGGAUCCUUUUAUUUUCCUUCGCAAUGGGUCCUCGACAGUGCCAAGUCUGCAUCGAAGCUUUGUCCAAGUACAAGUGCCCUUCAUGCUACUUACCUUAUUGUUCUCUGGUCUGUUACAAGAAACACAAAGAAUUGCCAUGUGUCAAGCCGCAACCUUUGGAGGUCAUAACAACCGCUGUUUCAGAAUCACUUGUAGAAAAGACAUUAGUAGUUGAUGAAAGAAGUGAGGUGUUGCAAAAAUUCCAACUGGAGGCAAUAGCCACCGUUUCAGAAUCACUUGUAGAAAAGACAUUAGUAGUUGAUGAAAGAAGUGAGGUGUUGCAAAAAUUCCAACUGGAGGCAAUAGCCUCUUCUAGGGAGAUUCGUGAUUCUUUGAAUGAUAAAGCCCUUCAAGAUUUAAUUUGUCGUAUUGAUUCUUCCCCAAAUGCAAAGGAUGAACUUGAUAAGGCUAUGGCAGAGGAGGCAUUUCGCUUGUUCACUGACAAGAUUUUAUCAACCAUCAAUUCCUAACUGCAAACACUGGUUGCUGAAAGGAGAAGUUGUGCAAUAUGAAAGGAGCCGCAGAUAGACCCUCCAAAUUUUGCUGGUUUUGGUUAAUAUUGCUUUUUCAUUUGUACAGUUUUUCGCUGUGAUUCAGCCUUUAAUAUAUGAAAAAUUUUGAAUCUUCAUUGUGGCAUUGUAUUGAUAAAAAGAGUGAUUUUCCUUUGAUCAUAUGAUUGAUACCA
Molecule: messenger RNA, 1325 nt
Organism: Vigna radiata var. radiata (mung bean)
Lineage: Eukaryota; Viridiplantae; Streptophyta; Magnoliopsida; Fabales; Fabaceae
Product: zinc finger HIT domain-containing protein 3
Exons: 9
Coding region: 625-1110 (161 amino acids)
Biological process (GO): maturation of LSU-rRNA from tricistronic rRNA transcript (SSU-rRNA, 5.8S rRNA, LSU-rRNA); snoRNA localization; box C/D snoRNP assembly
Cellular component (GO): pre-snoRNP complex; nucleus
Source: RefSeq, a predicted model, not a curated record